Molecule: messenger RNA, 348 nt
Organism: Fulmarus glacialis (Northern fulmar)
Lineage: Eukaryota; Metazoa; Chordata; Aves; Procellariiformes; Procellariidae
Gene: MSRB3
Product: methionine sulfoxide reductase B3
Exons: 3
Coding region: 1-348 (115 amino acids)
Biological process (GO): response to oxidative stress; protein repair
Cellular component (GO): cytoplasm
Molecular function (GO): peptide-methionine (R)-S-oxide reductase activity
Source: RefSeq, a predicted model, not a curated record
AUGCCCGCUUUGGACGUUCAGAGCUGGCAGCUGGCCUGCCCAUCGGGCUUGCUGUGCGAGGGCAGCGGUCUUGCUGCGCCCAGCGGUUGGCCUUCCUUCUAUGAUGUGAUCAGUCCUGAUGCAAUUACUUUCAAUGAUGAUUUCUCCUACGGGAUGCAUCGGAUUGAAAUAUCCUGCAGUCAGUGUGGUGCUCACCUGGGGCAUAUUUUUGACGAUGGACCUCGCCCAACUGGCAAACGGUACUGCACAAACUCUGCUUCGUUAUCUUUCAAGCCAGCAGACAAGAACAACGCCGGAGAAGGCAGCGGUAACACCAGUCCUGCCCAAACAGGCAAAGCUGAGCUGUAG